CUGUCGCGUCGUCUCAGCCCCCAAGAUCGCUGCGUUGGACGGGACGGGGCAGCCACACGCCCCCCUCCCACACUGCGCGGGCUAAGGGCGAAGCGUGAGGCCUCCCCGGGACACCGUCCCUGAGGGGGCUCCUUGUUAAACUACCCCGAUCCCCCCCGACUUUCUGUUUUCUCCCUUAAAACUAGAAGCGCGGCCCGUGGUUUAGAAUUAGCCAACCAUGGUCCUCACCAGCGUGGGAAGGAUAGCCGGUCUCCAGAGGAAGAGUUCAGGCAUCAGGAAUAUCUGUAUAUUGGCCCAUGUGGAUCAUGGCAAAACUACUCUAGCUGAUUGUCUGAUAUCUAGCAAUGGAAUAAUCUCUAGCCGCUUGGCAGGAAAGCUGAGAUACCUAGACAGUAGAGAAGAUGAGCAGGUCCGAGGAAUAACGAUGAAAUCUAGUGCAAUUUCAUUGCACUUUGUGAAAGGUGAUCAGGAGUAUCUGAUUAAUUUAAUAGACUCCCCAGGGCAUGUGGAUUUUUCUUCGGAAGUAUCUACUGCUGUCCGGCUCUGUGAUGGUUGCAUUAUAGUGGUGGAUGCUGUUGAAGGAGUCUGUCCACAGACUCAAGCAGUUCUACGGCAAGCAUGGCUAGAAAAUAUACGUCCGGUAUUGGUAAUUAAUAAAAUUGAUCGCUUGAUUGUGGAACUCAAGCUCACCCCUCUGGAGGCAUACUUGCACCUUAAGAAUAUCUUAGAACAGAUCAAUGCAGUCACUGGAGCACUAUUUACCUCUAAAGUCUUAGAAGAAAGAGCUGAAAAAGAAACAGAAAGUGAAACUCUUACAGAUGCUUCACCAGGAGAUCAGGUUUAUGAUUGGAGUGCUGGACUGGAAGAAACCGAUGAUUCACAUCUUUACUUUUCACCAGACCACGGAAAUGUGGUGUUUGCCAGUGCAGUUGAUGGCUGGGGUUUUGGCAUUGAACAUUUUGCCAAACUGUACAGCCAAAAGAUUGGAAUUAAGACUGCAGUACUUCUGAAGACUUUAUGGGGAGAUUAUUAUCUAAAUACAAAAGCAAAGAAGAUAAUGAAAGGUGAUCAGUCAAAAGGAAAGAAACCUUUGUUUGUGCAGUUGGUGCUGGACAACAUAUGGAGUCUGUAUGAAGCUGUUAUGAAAAGAGACAAAGAAAAAAUUGAAAAGAUAGUCACCUCUUUGGGAUUGAAAAUUGGUCCACGGGAGUCACAACAUGCAGACCCCAAAGUUCAUCUUAAUGCUAUUUGUAGCCAGUGGCUACCGCUAUCUGAUGCAGUCCUCUCCAUGGUGUGUAAUAAACUUCCCAGUCCUCUUGAUAUCACUGCGGAGAGAGUGGAGAAGCUGAUGUGUGUUGGAGCUAGAACAUUUGAUUCUUUGCCUCCGGAAACUCAGGAACUGAAAAGUGCUUUUAUGAGAUGCAGUAGUGAAGGAACAGCUCCAGUUAUUGUCUUUGUUUCCAAAAUGUUUGCUGUUGAUGCAAAGGCAUUACCACACAGUAAACCCAGGCCUUUAACUCAAGAAGAAAUAGCUCGUCGGCGUGAACUUGCAAAGCGAAGACAUGCAGAAAAAUUGGCAGCAAAUCAGGGAAAGGAGCUGUCAGAAAAGCCCCCAAAUGAAAAUUCAUCUGAAGUAACUGGGAACACUGGUGACACAAAAGGUGAAGAGCAACAGCUCACUGGUCAAGUAGAGAUCACGACCGCAAAGACAAUGAAAGAGGAAGCAGAAAACAAGGAGUCUUUUGUUGCUUUUGCUAGAGUGUUCAGUGGUGUGGUACGAAGAGGGCAAAAGAUCUUUGUUUUGGGACCAAAAUAUGAUCCUGCUGAGGCUUUACACAAGCUGUCAUCCCAGUGUUCUCCUGCAGAUGAUCUGCCAGUAGUACCUCAUAUGACCAGCUGUACGUUGGAUAAUCUCUACUUGCUUAUGGGAAGAGAACUUGAAGAUCUUGAAGAAGUACCAGCAGGAAAUGUUCUGGGAAUAGGAGGCCUGCAAGAUUUUGUGCUGAAAUCUGCAACGCUGUCAACAUCACCGGCUUGUCCACCAUUUACACCUCUCAACUUUGAAGCUACACCAAUUGUGCGAGUAGCCGUCGAACCUAAACAUCCAAGUGAUAUGCCUCAUCUGGUCAGAGGAAUGAAGCUCUUAAACCAAGCUGAUCCAUGUGUGCAAGUUUUAAUCCAGGAGACGGGAGAGCAUGUGCUAGUGACAGCAGGAGAAGUUCAUCUUCAGCGUUGCUUGGAUGACCUGACAGAAAGGUUUGCUAAGGUACAGAUUAGUGUAUCAGCACCAAUUAUACCAUUCCGAGAGACGAUAACAAGACCUCCGAAAGUUGACAUGGUGAAUGAGGAAAUAGGAAAACAGCAGAAAGUUGCCGUCAUACACCAAGCAAAAGAGGACCAAAAUAAAAUUCCUGAAGGAAUUCAGGUCGAUUCAGAUGGCCUUGUUACAAUAUCUACUCCAAAUAAACAGGCUACUCUCAGCGUAAGAGCAAUGCCACUGCCUGAGGAGGUAACUCGACUUCUUGAAGAAAACAGUGAAUUAAUUCGAACUAUGGAGCAACUCAGCACGUCUCUGAAUGAAGAUAAAAAAACUCAUGAGAUAAAUCAGAAGACUCUGGAUAGGAUCAGGGAAUUCAAACAGAAGUUGGAGCAAAAUCUGCAGGGAAGAAAGUGGAGAAAUGCUGUUGAUCGUAUCUGGUCAUUUGGACCACGAAAGUGUGGGCCUAAUAUUUUGUUAUAUAAUUUUGCGGGCUAUGAUAGGUCUGUGUGGCAGUGCCUUGGGAAUGCUGUGAAAGAAGUAAGUAAAUAUAGAGACUUUGACAACAGCAUAGUGAGCGGAUUUCAGCUGGCUUCACUUUCAGGUCCCAUGUGCGAAGAACCUCUUAUGGGUGUUUGUUUUACAGUAGAAAAAUGGGAGAUGCUGUCAACUAGUAGUCAGGAUUCAGAGGAACGUGAUGCCAUGGAACACAAACAAAAUGAAGAUACUACUCCAACAAGCAGUCGCACUGAUGAAGUUUGCAGUGUGAAUGAACAACAGGACAGCAGUGAAAGUGUUUCUAAAUCACCUGAGAAAAUAAAUAAACAUAAAGGAGAAGUUUCUCUUGCAGGUUGUUAUGGUCCCUUCUCUGGACAAUUGAUUGCCACCAUGAAGGAAGCUUGUCGUUACGCUUUGCAAGCAAAACCACAGAGGCUUAUGGCAGCCAUGUACACAUGUGAAAUUAUGGCCACUGCAGAAGUUUUAGGUCGUGUGUAUGCUGUCUUGUCCAGAAGAGAAGGCAGAGUGUUACAAGAGGAGAUGAAAGAGGGGACCGAUAUGUUUAUUAUUAAGGCUGUCCUGCCAGUAGCAGAAAGCUUUGGUUUUGCUGAUGAAAUCAGGAAGAGAACUAGUGGCCUGGCUAGUCCGCAGCUGGUGUUCAGCCACUGGGAGAUCAUUUCGAGUGACCCAUUCUGGGUACCAACCACUGAGGAAGAAUAUUUGCACUUUGGGGAGAAGGCGGACUCUGAGAACCAGGCGCGCAAGUAUAUGAAUGCAGUAAGAAAGCGAAAGGGACUUUAUGUAGAAGAAAAAAUUGUGGAACAUGCUGAAAAGCAAAGAACUCUCAGUAGAAAUAAGUAGCUGUGUCUGCUUCCUUUCUCUUCUGACUCAGCUAAGUGCAGGUGGAUUAUUUUCUAUGCAGCAGAUUCAAAAUUUCAUCUGGACUUUGUUCUUUGAUGCCACUUUUCUUACAUGCUUUAAUGUCUGUGGCUUAUGUUUUAAUAAACUUAGGCCUUUCCAACUUUCAUACAGAGAAAAUGGUUUAUUUAAAUAGAAACUUGUUCGUUACAAUUGAUCUCAAUUUUUAAAACUGACUGCCCUGUUUGAAUUUUCUUGUUACAAGAUUAUGAACUCCUAGUUUAAUCUGUUUCUUUCUGAUUUAUCAGAUGUGAUUACAGUUAGAGAUGUUUAGCUAGUUUGUUGCAAAUAAACUAUGCACUGAAUUAAGCUCCUUAAUGUUUUUGACUCUGCUCUUUAAAUUCAAUUUAAUUUCUGUAAUGCAUUUGUUAUUCACGAGUACUUUCCGUUCUUACUUAUGUGCAAAUAGGUGUAAACCCAUGAGGAGAUUCUGAAAUCCUUUACUCUGUUCCUCAUGUAAGCAGCCAUUUAAAUCAGCAGUGUACCCUCUUUAAAUCAGAGGGAAAAUAGAGCACAUAUGGAAGGCCAAGAAUUGAAAACCAAGCAAGAUUUGUCUUUUUUCCCUUCUUGAAACAUAUAGAAUCAUAGAAUGGUUUGGGUUGGAAGGGACCUUAAUAAUCAUCCGGUUCCAACCCCUGUGCCAUAGCCAGGGACCUCUUCCACUAGAUCAGGUUGCUCAUAGCCUCAUCCAACCUGGUCUUGAUAUCUAAUCUUAUUAAAACGUUCCUAUGAUUACCCUAAGCUGGGAGCUGCAUUUUCUGAAUUAGGCACGCAGCUAAAUCUGCCAAUCCUGUGUGAGCAUUUACAGCCUCUUGCAGAAUUGCCUACCCAUGCAGCCUGUUGUCUUGAAUUCAUUGAAGGGCAACACUUGCAAAGACAUGCAAAAUGUCUUGCUGUUUGCAGAUGUCUAGGGUGCAGAAGGCUCCAAAAUGAUUCAAACCGAGACUAACAGGGAGAGAAGUCUUCACAGAGUGUAAGUUUUGGUUAAGAAAAAUUGAAACUUUGGAUAGAAGAGGGGAAACAUGAUGCAUGAAUUAUCUUCCAAUUUGACUGCUUUGAAUUUUGAAAAGAAAGGAUGACAAGAAUUCUACAGGGUUAAGACUGACUAGAUUAAUGUCCCUGAAGAGUUUCCAAUGUUUAGUUAAAUGAAUGGAGAAUAAGUAAUAUUUUCCCAACUGACUUUGUUACCUCAUCUUUGUUAAUUGCAGAGAGUUCUGUUUCAGAUAACCAUGCAAACAAGUUGUCCUUUUCUUUCCAGAAUAUAUCCAUUUCUUUAAUUUGUGAUUGCCUUAUACUCCUUUAGCACCUGCUUGGUCUUUCUGAAUAAAUAUUCUUUGUGUGUGAAUUAACGCAGCAGGCAGAAGUAAACUCAUAUCGGUUUUGCUUCCUAUGUGAAAGAAAACGGUUACUUGUUUCACAAGUAGAAUGAUUUUGAAGGCUUAACUUGUAUUUUAAAUAGCAGCCUUUUCUUUUCCAGCCUGUUUGCUUUCAUUAUGGAAAUGUUCCCUUUUAAGAUUUUAUUUAUGAAUUAUUCAAGCGAAUGAAAUAUUUGCCUUCCUUAGAAGGUUGUUCUGUAUAUUGCUCUUUUUUUUUUGUGAGGAGUGUCUGGAUAGCAGCCCUAGUAAGAGCUUGAACAAACAUACAUGGUUUGGGCGCUGCCAGCUGAUGUGGCCAUGGAAGACAUGGUAACUUAUUGCAGCCUGCAAAAACCAGGCGGGACACAAAUGUUUUUAAUGAGAUCUUGGCUAAUAGAGCUAUCCUGCUUGCUGAAUCCAACAUAGAGUUAGGGAUGAAUCAUCUCCAGUCACAAAGGUGCUUGAAUAGAUUAUGUAGAGAUGGACAAGUCGGUCAUCUUUGUGACUGCAUAAUUAUUAACUGUAAUCUACUUGAGUAAGCAGAAAGACCGUUAACUUAGAUUUAAAAUAUUUCACAGUAGCUUUCAUAUUUUGUUAUGGUAUAUUUUCAGAUUGCAUCUCAAACAGUAUGAAGAUGAUAAUUAAUUCAGGAUGUUGCAACACUAUUAUUUGUAAAAACUCCACUAAACUAACAGAAGAAAAUCAAGCCCACCUGCAUGAAGUGUAACAGCUUUAGUAACAGCUACUAGUGGGAAGAGAAUCUAAUUGCUUAUGUGCUGUGAAUCUCUAACCAUUUUUCUCUGGAUUUUUCAAAAAAGUAACCUGAUGUAGCUGUUUUUCCCCAGCUUUGUUACACGUACAUAACAAUAGGACAUAAUUUUGGAAAAUCUUCUACAUUAAAUUUUCAGGUAGUAAAUGUUCUCUUAAUACUAUAAUAUGAGGGGGCUCGCCUUGUUAUUAUUCUCCUAUUUUGACUAUAGCUAAACUUUUCUAUGGAUCUAAAAGCGCUUUCAUUAAAUUUGUGAAUAAUGUAGGUUAUCGUCUACAGGAAAAGUGACCUGAAUAUAAAGUAUUAUUAAAAGCACUGAUGUACCAAAGCUUUCAAUUCCAAGACAGGAAUAUUUUCACCCUGUGUAUCACCCCAUCCCACCUUGAUACAAAUGCAGAAAGCAAAGGAAAUAUACUGUCUUGUUUGAAACAGGUGUUUUAUUUUUUAGUUUUUGAACUUCAAGCUUAUAAUUGAAUUUUUCAGAUUCACUUCUGACAUCUCAGCUGUGACUGGGGGGUAUAAGACACAAGCAUCCACAUUGGUCAUGUUACCAGGCACAAAGUGCUUUUAAGAAAAGCUGAUGCCAUUUCCACAGCCAUAACUCAAGUUUCUUGGGAAUUUUCUGCAAGGUGAGAUCCAAGGAAAUUGAGGAAUGGUUGGCAGAAUAUGGUGUAGAAUCUCUUUAUUUUAAACCACGUGUAGAUCUGUAAAAUGAUUAAAAAGUGGAUGCUUUUCUUGUUGUGCUGUUCUUUACCAGUUUGCA
This is a messenger RNA of Cuculus canorus (common cuckoo), 6560 nucleotides long. It is a transcript of the gene EFL1, whose product is annotated as elongation factor like GTPase 1. Lineage: Eukaryota; Metazoa; Chordata; Aves; Cuculiformes; Cuculidae. Gene Ontology annotation, cellular component: cytosol; ribonucleoprotein complex. The coding region runs from base 218 to 3616 and encodes 1132 amino acids. The transcript is spliced from 20 exons. Gene Ontology annotation, biological process: cytosolic ribosome assembly. Gene Ontology annotation, molecular function: ribosome binding; GTPase activity; GTP binding. The record is from RefSeq and is a predicted model, not a curated record.